AUGGCGGAUAAAGAAAACAGAAGGAAGUGUUUUAAGUGCGGCAGCUCACCGGCUGUAGACAACAUUAAAUUAUUUAGAUUUCCGAAACCUGCAGUAAAGAACAUUUUGCGCUGUACAUUAUGGGCGAAAUAUUUGUUUCCUGCCAAAGAACAGUAUACUUUAGCUUUCCAGGCAAAGCUACAUAAUGAGCACAGAAUGCUGUGUGAAAAACAUUUUAUUGAUGGUGAUUUCACUGAUUCUUCCAAGAAAACGCUGUUAAGGACUGCAGUCCCAUGUGAUACUGACAAAGUGUCUCUUGUAUUCCCAUCUUAUUUUGUGGAAUCACAAGCUGGUCCCUCGCAAAUUAUUGCAGCUCAAGCACAAGCAGGAUCUUCAAAAAACACAACAUUAAGAGAUAUAUCCAGAGAACAGCCACAAAAAUCUCAAAGAAUAUCAAAUAAUAUAGAGCCUGAAAAAGAAAGAUGCCUUUAUGAAAAAUAUAGACUUGCUGUACUAAUAAAAGAGGUCUUAAAUCAGUGCUUUCAGGCUGGGAUAAAUAUAUCUGCGACAGUUUGUGACAUGGAUGGAGUAAAUCGGCGAGCUCUCUCUAUUUUGGGUGCAAAUGUGCAACAACCCUAUUUUACAUUGCACAACAAAGAAAUAGUGACACUUUUUGAUACACCACAUCUGUUAAAGUGUUUUCGAAAUUUAUUUAUGAAAUAUGACAUACAGUGCAGAACAAAUAUUUCAUCUGGUACUGAGGUUGGAACAGGUGUUGCCAAAUGGUCACACAUCAAAGAAUUUUUUGAUGUGGAUAAAAAUCCUAAUUUUGUCUUUGCUCCUGCCCUUACAAAAGAACAUCUUAAUCCUAACCCUAAACAGAAGAUGCGAGUAAAACUUGCUGCACAAGUUUUGAGCCAUACAGUGGCAGCAGGAAUUUAUGUAAAAAUAGCAAAUGGAGCGCUUACUGCAGAAGCUGCCGUUACAGCAAAUGUUGUAUCAAAUAUGGACAAAUUAUUUGACUGUCUAAAUAGUGACACAGCUGACCUGCGUAGAGGAAAAAUUCAUGCGACGAAUAUGACGCUGAAAAGUCCUCACAUGAGUUGUUUUUCUGAUAUGAAAUUAUUUUUCCAAACUAUGAAGUUUGUCGGGUGUUCACGACAACCUCCAUCACUAGAUGGGUGGAUCUGGACAAUAAAUGGUGUAGAGCGACUAUUUACAAAUAUGUCAAAAGCUCAUAAUAUUAAGAGUCUAGUCACAAGGCGAUUGCAACAAGACCCUAUUGAAAAUUUGUUUGGUUGCAUUCGUGGUAACUGUGGGUCAAAUACAAACCCUACGACAGGGCAAUUUGCGGCUGGACUUAAAACUUCAAUUUUAAGUAGUUUGGCACAUAUAGGGACCAUUGGCAGUAAUUGCGAAAGAGACAAUAAUGUAAUUAUUAAUAAUUUAAGUAAAUUGUUAUCACUCCCACAAUCCACACUCAUGCAUGCAGAGCCUGAAUUUCAUGCAAUAAGUGAACUGCCUAAUGUUCAUGUCAUAGAACAAAAUAUUGACAAGGGCAAUGCAGAAGUUCAGGCCUGUGCAUAUGUGUGUGGAUUUCUGCUUAAGCAAUUGCCAGUAAAUAAAUGCAAAAAAUGUAGAAAAAUUUUUGUAUCCAACACUGUUGACAAAUGUCACUUGUUUGUAGAGUGCCGAGAGUACAGUGAUUUUAACAGAAGCUUGUACUAUGUGACUAAAGAAAUGAUAAAUUAUGUGGAUUAUUGUGCUUCCUUAAUAAAUUCAUAUUUAAGAGAAAACGAACACAUGAGUUCUUUGAAAAAAAAUUUAGCUGAAAAUAUUAGAAAGUCUAUAAAUUUUGAGUUUGCCAAAGAAUGCACGAUUCAUUCAGAACAAAAUUUUAGUAAUUUAACUAACAGUGUAUUAAUUAUAUGUUUAAAAAGGUUUUGCAUUGUUAAAAACCGUUUAUUUGCCGAAGAAGCUUCAGCUGCUGCACUCAGGCGAAAAAUGAAUAUAAUGUUGCAUAGAUGA
Molecule: messenger RNA, 2007 nt
Organism: Parnassius mnemosyne (clouded apollo)
Lineage: Eukaryota; Metazoa; Arthropoda; Insecta; Lepidoptera; Papilionidae
Source: the annotation of a GenBank genome assembly